Messenger RNA from Micropterus dolomieu (smallmouth bass), 4616 nucleotides. It is a transcript of the gene ogfrl1, whose product is annotated as opioid growth factor receptor-like 1. The coding region runs from base 130 to 1320 and encodes 396 amino acids. Gene Ontology annotation, molecular function: opioid growth factor receptor activity. Gene Ontology annotation, cellular component: membrane. NCBI's taxonomy places the organism in Eukaryota, Metazoa, Chordata, Actinopteri, Centrarchiformes, Centrarchidae. The transcript has 7 exons. The record is from RefSeq and is a predicted model, not a curated record.
GCUCCGCUCUGAGGGCAGUGAGAACGCUGCGCUCUGCAAACCAAAAUACGAGAUUGUGAGUAAAAUUAUGUAGUAUUUUGCGAAAAGAAGAGGAUAGUAAAAGAGAGAGGGUUUUGCAUGUUUUUUUAAAUGGGAAAUCUGUUGGGUAGCUGGCGUUUCAAGGAGCCGAGCACCGUUGAGGAAUGCGACUCGACGUGGGGGUCGGACUCAGAGAACGAUGACCCGGCAGCUGAAGAUGACAGCGGUAUCUCCGACUCCGUCAGCCCGGCGGAGAGCGACUGGGCCGCCGGAGACUCCGGAGACACGCCCCCGCAGCUGACUGAAUCCCCGGAGUCUGUUCCUAAGAUGAAGAGGAGUUUCUAUGCUGCCAGGGACCUCUACAAAUACCGUCAUAGCUACCCGAACUACAGGAAGUCCCGGCAACCCAACGAGUACCGUAACCUGCGCUUCUACCUGAACAAGAUCCCCCUAGUACCUGAUGGUAUCUAUAUAGAGGAGAUUCUGACAAAGUGGAGAGGUGACUAUGACAAACUGGAGCACAAUCACACCUACAUUCAGUGGCUGUUCCCAUUAAGAGAACAAGGGCUCAACUUCUACGCACAUGAACUGACUCAGGAAGAGAUCAAAGAAUUCCAAAGCACUCGGGAAGCUAAGCGGAGAUUCCUGGCGGCCUAUUCCCUGAUGUUGGACUUCUAUGGCAUCAAACUGCUGGAUAAGAGUGGGAAUGUUGCUCGGGCUCCCAACUGGCAGGAGCGCUUCCAGCACCUUAAUGAGUCCCAGCACAACUACCUGCGGAUCACUCGCAUCCUGAAGUCCCUGGGCGAGCUUGGCUACGAGGCCUUCAAGGCCCCGCUGGCUCGUCUGUUCCUGGAGGAGUCGCUGUGCCACAACACCAUUCCCAACAUGAAGCACAGCGUCCUGGAGUACUAUGUCUACACCAUUCGCCUGCCCGCCACCCGCAGACGCCUGCUCCGCUACGCUCGCCAGCACUACAGGCCUGCCCAUGCCUUCCUGUGGGGGCCACCUAAAAGGGGAGGUGGUGGUGUCGGAGGUAGUGGAGGUGCUGGAAGUAGUGGGAUCAGAGCACCUGCUCCAACACCAGAGCAACAGAGGAGGGGGGAGGAGAGCACCACGUCAAUAUGUGCAAGUAGCAGGAUUAUUGUGUCUUCCCAUGAUGCCAUGACGUGCCAGGACCUGGCUGGAGGAGGGCUGAAGGGCUGCGCAGGACUUGGUUCCAGUAUGGCUGGACUGGAGGGAGCGUUGAUGAUGGCGGGAGCUAGAGGAGAGAGGAACGAGUACAAUGAGGUUGUUCCUUUGUAGGGAAUGGGGGUCAGAUUGUUAUGAAGUUUGAAAGGCAGAAAACAAAACAGCUGUUUUGAAAACUAACUAGUUUAAUUGUAAAGAAAAAAUACAUUUAUGCCAGAACUUAAUUCUGCUUCUGGACAACCCCAUAGGACACAGAAACUUAGGGUCAUGACAGUAAUAGUAAAAUAGUUUCACAGAAUCUGUCAUUAGAAUCAUUACAGGGUUAAGGGCUUACCAUAAACAACUAUGAUGUUAUUUCUUUGCUGAUAAAUCAGUUUCACUGUAUUGAAUAUGGGAUGGGACUAGGGUUGUUGGGGGGGGGCAAGCUAUCCUUGUUAAACAAACUCGCCUUGGACCAAAUCCCUAAACCAUCUAAUCCAGUAGAGACCCAAACGUGUGUUGCAAGGCUUUUCCUCAUCAGGGCUAUGAUCACAAAACAACUUAGACUGAAUAUUGCCUUAUUUAAUGUUUUGAUCUAGAACUGUGGCAGGGGUGAAAUGUGGUGAUACUGUGGUGAGACUGAAGCCCUGAUUUGUAUGUUUGUCUCGCGAUGGUUUGGGGGGGGGGGGGGGAGUCCUGCUUAUUCAAUAUUGUAGCUGGAGCUCCACUGAGCAACAAGCUGGACUGAGCUCACUUUUUACAGGUGCUCUAAAGUGAAAAUUAUAAUGUGAAGAGGGAGGUCAGGGAAAUUAUUAUUUUUUGUUUUUUUGGUUUUCUAAAUUCUGUGACAGGACAUAAGGAACGCAAAAGAGAGAGAAAGAAUGAAAAGGCAGGGGUGGGCUAAUUUGUCAUAGCAAUACAUUUAAACCAUAUGUUUUGAGAUUCACUUGAAAUCCUCACUGAUGUUAAUAAUAGCAGGGACAACUCAAUAUUUAACUGUGUGAAGGUAGCCGCUCCCUCUGAAAAUUGUACAUAACUCUAGAGCAAAAAACCCCAUGACAUAUUAGUGAAUUAUAUCUAUAAGAAACUGUUAAGAAUAGAGAAGCUUUUUAGUGACAUCACUACUCUCUUGUAAACUAUAACUGGCAUAAGUAAAGAUGCCUGUCACACUUUCAAAGCAAAGGGAGCUAUGUCAAUAAUAAGAUCUGUUUCAAAAUUUGAGUUACUUUGACAGUAAACGAUCUCUUUCGUAGCCCUAGCCUCUACUUCAAAACAAAAUGGCAAACUUUUGGCUGGAUAACUUGCCAAUAGGCUAAUUUAGCAGAGUUAAAAUGCUAACCUCUACUGUUAAUGUUAGUCUCUGUGAGAUAUAUUGUUAGUACAAAUAAAGCUACAUCAGCUAGCUAGUGUUAGCAGCAGUGGUUAGUUUAGCAAACCACCAUGGUUUAAGCCUGCCACUUUAAAUUAAAAACGUACAUUUUGAAUUAAUAAGAACUAGCACCUAAUAAUUCAAAUACAUUCUAUGUAGCCUAAUCAUCAAAUCAUCUGUUGAUCAAUAAGAACGAAGAACGUUGCUUGCAUUUGCUAUGCCUGUACAGCCUCAUUCAAGUAACAAGCUAACAGGUAACAUCAGAUGUGUUGUUGUGGGAAUAUAAGUGCUGGCAACAAAAAAAAAAAAAAUAAUUAUCCAAUCUAUGGUGUUGAAUUCAAAAUGCUUCCACAUCAUUUUUUAAAGAUGGUUUUGUGUCAGAAUCAUUCAGUGCAGCUUGCUUGUUUCCUCAAUUUUGUGUUGACAAAGUCAACAACAAUAGUUUACUGAGACCAACAGGGCAUGCAAUGGAUCAGACUGCAUUUUAUGCAUGACUAUAUGGUCUCUUGUAACUAUAAAUAUUGAAUUCCGACAGAUGAUUACAGAUCGAAUAUUCAGUUUUUCCUACAGUGGAAUGGUAGUUCAAAUUUCAACCAAAAAGGUGGCAGCCCUACGUGGCUAACAGUGACACUUUUUUGACAAAAUCAUCAGUGUAUCAUUGGAUGUGAACUGUGACUGAAGUCAAUGCGAUCAGAUAAGUGAUGCGUGGUGUGUUGCACUUUUUUGACAAUCUGUGUCUUCCUGUUGAAAGCGCUGUAGGUUUCUCCAAAUUGUCGAUUUCAAAACACAUCCACAAAAGUUGAGAACUUGCUGUGAAUGUUGUGUUAUUGGCUAACCUUGCAAUAAUAAUUUCAACCAGGCUACACAUGGUUGUGAUACUGUUGGCGUUAUCCCUCUGAAUAUGAGAGUCUAAAGCUUCUAGGGGGAAGUUUGUAAAAGAGUAGCAGCUGAUAUUUUUGUCAGAUUUUCAGUUUCUUAAAUUUUGUUCAUUUACAUGGCAAAAAAUACCCCACAAAAACAUCCCCUAGAACUUUACUCAGAUGAGGGUGAAGAAGCCACUUAAUUAGCAUGAAGAAUGCUUCAGUAAUUUAACUCUCCACUGAAGCCAGACAAAUUAUUUUGGAUUAGCAGGUGCUCAAGGAAGGAAGACAGGUUUCUUUCUGCAUUUCUCACCUCUGAGAUGUUAAAAACAUCUUUCAUCACCCUCUUCAUUUAAGAGGUUGACAGCAUCACAUUGCUUGUGUUUUUGUUUUGUUUUUUUAAAUAAAAGACCAAUUCCAGCCUGAUACAUCUGGAAGUGUGUCCUGGUCUGUCUAGUCAGCCAAGAGGGACUUUAGGGAUAUUUAAUUAAUUCUAGGUAUCAUUUCAAACAUAGAAAAUUGAGUUCCUGGUUGCAAUAGCUCUCUGUGAAAUCAAAAGCCAUGUGAGGUGUAAAACAGCAAUGAUGCAUCAAUUUAAAUUCUUCCUGUAGGAUAAGGCCUUGCUCAUCAUUAGCUGAUAAGGUCUCUACAUUGCUCCACAGCCAAGUGUAUCUGAUAUAAUUGUAAAAAUAACUUCAGGUGAAUUGUGUGAUAACAUGGGCUCAAGUAUCUGAUUUUUUUAGUAUACUGUUUGUGUACAUAUAUGCAUAUGUGUGCGUGUGUAUCUGAUAUUCUUAAGUGCCUUCUUUGUAUUUUUAUGUUUAUCUGUAUGCUGUAAUGAGUGUCUUUCCCAACUAAUUUCCUGGACAUCCUGUUUUUUGCAGCAUUUUGAUAUUUAUAUUAUUGUUUGCAUUAUAGUCAUAUACAGUAUGAGUAUUAAUGUAUAGUAACAGCAGGAAUAAAACCCAUAAGAAUUGGUAUAGAGGAGAGGUUCAUAUAUAUAUAUUACUUGAAAUUGUUUGUAUCUGGCUUAUUGAUAAAAAUGUGAUUGUUUAAUAGAUGAAUAUUCACUAUGCCUGCUGGAGACACCAGUGUUUUCCCAGUGUUCUUUCAGCAUAGAUGGGCCACAAUAACUGGACAUUUGCCCUAAAAUGUGAAAUUUGCUACACUUGACUCAAAUAAAAAUGGGUAUGUGGAUGUAA